CCUAACACCAAUCUGAAUACCUCACCCCCCCCUCAUACCACGCUCCCAACCGCCACAAUGAAGCUCCUAACCCUCAAUUUCCUCACCUGCGCAAUAAAAACCUGCAAAACGAACGCCUCCUCCUUCCCCCUCCACCCACGGGACGCCGAACUAGAAAUCCAAGAAGCCGACGUCAACCUCCCCUUCCUCAAGAACAUACUCCCGCGGUUAAUGUGGGAGGAACUGCGCACAAUAUGCAAAGAGCUCGGCCUCCCAGACCUCCCCCCAACACCGCCCACACCCACCGAUCUCAUCUCAGGAGGAAACAGCACAGACACUACAGAGGGUCGCACACAAGCCGAGCAGGAGCCGAGCCAGACAGCGAAAGACUUGCACCGCGUACUACUCGAGACGUGCAUACAAGAGGGCAAACUGGUGUGCGGGUGCUGUGGGCAUGAGUACGCCGUGAAAGAGGGGGUUGCGAAUUUUUUGCUGCCGGGGCAUUUGGUGUAAGGAGGUGAGGAGGGAAGGGUGCGAGGACAGAGCGAAGCUUGGUCUGGAGGACUUUGGAGAUUGUGGGGAGGUGCGGAUGACGAGGGAGAAUGGCGAAGAGAUGAUUGGAACUGCGGCGAGGAGAAUGGACGAGCGCUGCUAGGACGCAUACAGUACAUUGAGACUGUUAAGGGUGCUGGAGGGAUUCAGGGUGUUGACGGAGUCAGAAAAGUCAUGAUACCCAUUCACCGGAGUUUAACGGGCAUUUGGCGGCGUUGAUAUGAAUCAAGACCGAAG
Messenger RNA from Macroventuria anomochaeta, 768 nucleotides. Its product is annotated as Trm112p-domain-containing protein. The transcript is spliced from 2 exons. Lineage: Eukaryota; Fungi; Ascomycota; Dothideomycetes; Pleosporales; Didymellaceae. Gene Ontology annotation, molecular function: protein heterodimerization activity. The coding region runs from base 58 to 492 and encodes 144 amino acids. The record is from RefSeq and is a predicted model, not a curated record. Gene Ontology annotation, biological process: tRNA methylation; rRNA (guanine-N7)-methylation; peptidyl-glutamine methylation.